AUGGAAAUAAACGCACUUUGGACGGUUUUAUGCAAUCUUCUAUUUGUCCUUUUAGCGUCAAGUAGAGAUGUUAACAGGAAUAAAUCGCACAGAUUUAAAAAGGAACUCACGUUAUCACCUUUAUAUCCUAAUUUAAUUCGAAGCACUCAAGUCCAACAUGAUAAAAACUAUGAAGGUGGUAAUGGCAUAAUUAACGAUGGAGGUGACGAAGAAGCGCAUUCCUCUAAUAGUUCAUUCUCUGGGGCAUCGGAAAAUUAUAGCGUUAAAGGAAAACCAUCGUACUAUUCUUACAUAAAAAGAGGGGAUAUAUAUACAAACAGUUCAAACACAAAUAAAAGCUUAAAUGAUAGUAACAAGUUGAAUACGAUUUCAAACACAUUUAUUCAAAAUAGUAAUAAUCCAAAAACUCAAAUUAAACCUACCGAAAUUAUACCACCUCCAAUAGUCAAUCAAGAGUCUCCCUCACCAAAACAGGCUCCCCCGAAAAGUACCCAAAUUUCCAAUACAACUGAUAACAUAGACUACUUCGACAUUUCAUAUGAGAACAAUUCCUAUUUAAUUUCCCAGUUAAGUCCACAUUAUUCCUAUAUAUACUUUUUCGAUGAAUUUAAACAUUACGCAUCAUAUCACAAAGAAAUCCAAAGUGAUUAUGAUAACAUACAUAAUUCAAAAGUUAAAUCCCUUUUGCAAGAAGUAUCCAAAGCAAUCAACAGUUGUAAUAAAGAAAAAAAUGAAUUGAAGGAGUUAAUAAAUAUUUUAGAAAAUCCCCAAAUGUUAAAAACGCAAAGUGAAUCAUAUGAUGUAAAACUUCUAGAAUAUGAAAAUAAAAAGCAAGCAUUUACGGGAUGCUUAGUAAAUAAAAAUCAGGAGAAUGUGCUUCAAAUAAAAAAUAUAAAUAACGAAAUUCGUGAUCUGAUAGAAAAACUGACAUGCUCACAGAAAUGUGAAACUAAAGUAUAUUUUGACAUGAUUAAAACAUAUUUGGUAGAAUUUAAAAAAAUGCCUUACGAAAAUUAUAACACUUUUAUAAAACAGUAUAAAAAUUCUUACCAUUCUGGCAUUGAUAUGAUAAGGAAAAUUGAAAAACAAAUAGACAAUCCAGUUACUAUAAAUUCGAUAAAAUUUACUCAAAAGGAGAUGGAAUACAUUAUAGACAGAUUUGAAUAUCACCUAGAAAAAGCGAAACAUUCCAUCGAUCAAGUGACAACAUUAUUCCACAGGGUUAAUCUAACACAUGUCAUUAAAAAUCGUUUUAAAGACCACUAUUUUAAUAUAGGUAACAACUACUCCAUUUAUAGGCUCAGCAAAGAUAGUCUCAACAUGUUAUAUAAAGCAUUAAUACAUAAAGAAGAAAUAAUCCACAACUUACUUGGUGAAUUAACUGGAGAUUUAGAAAAGAAAAUAUCUAAACUUCUAGAUUCAGAAUACUCCAUAACAGAAAGUAAUAACAUCAUUUUACAAUCCGAAGAAACCUUAAAAUUUGGAGAAGACGCAUAUAAUAAAAACAUCAAACUGAUAGAGGACCUUACAUUGUAUCCACACUUAGAAAUUAACAAAUUCAAAAAAGACUAUGAAGAUAAUAUGAAUAAUUUUAGACAAAACAUCAUGUACAUACAAUCAUAUGUUACAUCUAUUAAAAAUGCAUAUGAAUAUAAUGUGUUAGAAAAGAACUUUAUAGAAAAUAAACAAAAAAACAUACCAUCUAACUGUAAUGCCCAGGAGAAAGUCGAUAAACUGUUAAACAUUAUAGAUAGCAUAAACUACAGAAAAUUAUCCGUAACAGAUAAUUUAAAAAAAAUGAAAGAUUCAUAUAAAGAAAUAGAAAAAUUAAAAAUUAAAAUACAGGAAUUAAUAGUUUCCAUUGAAAAAAAACAACAACAUGCAGAAGAAUUAAUCAAAAAAGAAAAAGAAAUUGAUAUUCUCAAAGAAGAUACAAAAAAUACAAUAGAAUAUAUAAAAGGAAUAAUAGAAAAAAUAAAAGAACUAAUUUCUGUGAAUAAAGAUUUUGAUAAAAAUUUCCAACAAGUUGAGAAAUUAAUUAACGAAGCACUUUAUAACAAAGACCAAUUUGAACACAAAAAAAAAGACUUACACACCAAAAUGAAAGAAAUAUUGCACACAUUUCACGCGCAUGAUUUACAAAUAUUUUUGGACGACUUGUCGCAAUUUUUAAAGGAACAAGAAGCUUUGUACCAAAAUGCAGACACUAAAGAAAAGCUUGACCAAGUUAUAAAAACAGUAAAGGAAAAACAAGAUAAACUUAGAGAAAUGAAAUGCGAUGACAUACCAAACAUAAUCGAAAAUUUGAAAAAAGAAUCACUCAAUAUUUUAAAUCUAAAAGAUGAUGUCAUAAAUAAACAGUUUGAAAAUAUGCGCACAGAAUUGCCAAGUUCAUUGGAUGAAAUGACCAAAGAAUAUAACGCUCUAAAAAGCAGCAUAGAGGAAUAUGAAGCGGAAAAAAAAAAAAUAGAAAACCAUAAACAAAGUAUAAUUAAAAGAAAAAAUAUAUUCAUCGUUAAUAAACAUGAAAAAGAUGAAGAUGUACAGGAAGGAAAAAAUACGUACAGCGAGUUUAUAAGCAAUAAGGAGACAAUUUUGAAGAGAGAAAGCCCAAUUAGAAAUCAGCUCAAUGUAUUAAAGGAAAAAAGAAGAAAUAUAAAAACUACGUUACAAACAUAUCGUGAUGCAAUACAAAAAUUAGAAACGUACACUGAAAAGAAAGAUACAGAAGCUAAAAUGAUGCUAGAAAAGUUAAACACCCAAAUGGAAAACUUCAAAAUAAAUGAAGCUGAAAAAUCAUUUAACGAUUGCAAAAGUAUUAUCAGUAACACAAUAAAUGAAGUCGAAAAUGAAAACAAAAAUAUAGACACUAUUAAGAGGGUGAAUAUUGCAAUGAAACGCUCCACAAUUAACAAAGAAUCCGUUGAACAGUUAAUCAGAAAUAAGGAUAAUCUUCUAAAAGAAAAAAUUGAAAAACACUUUCAAAAAAUAAACAUAGAUAAAUUAAUAGGACAAAGUGCCAAAGAAAACAUGUUAAACAAUCUAGAGAGAGAAAAAGUUAUCAUAAACCAAAAGUUAAAUGACUCUCGUUUGAAUGAUUUAAAAUUGCAGAUAGAAAAAACUCUAAGUUAUUGUGAAAAAUCAAGGGAAAAUAUUAAAGGCAAUAAUGGAACACAUCCAGAAGAAUUAAACGAAAGCGAAAUUGACUGGGAAAGUGCGAAAGGAAAAAUAGAAAUACUAAACAGUAAUUAUCAAGCCUUAAACAAAAUCACUGAUGAUAUAAUUAAUAAACAGUACGAUGAAAUUAUAGUGCUGAUUGAUAGAGAAAUAAAUUGGAAGGGAAAAGACAUCGAGUUCAAAAUUGAGAAACGUAAACAUGCUCUAGAGAAAAUGGAAGCAAAAUUGUCAUCAUUUGAUACCAGUGAGGAUGUUAAAAAAUACCAAAGUGAGAUAAAUAAAGAAGAACUCAAAAAAGUAAAAGAAAUGUCCACUAUAGUCCUAAACAAAAUUGAUCAAAAUAAGAAUCAAUUAAUUAACAUAAAGACAAAACCCAGUGGCUACGUGGAAGAAUGGAAUGGGAUAAAAAAUAAAAAAAUCGAAUCGAAUAAAGAGAAGGACAAGCAAAUUGUGUACAACACAAAUAGGAGUGACAUCGAAAAAGUUUAUAAAAACAUUAGCGACAUGUACAACGAACUGGAUAAUCUCGAAAAGGAAGAAACCACUUCGCACGAUGUAGACAAUAUUGAAAUGCAGUAUGACAGACUUUUAAUCAAUUUCUUUGUUCAAAAGAUCAAUGAAGAAAACGCAAAGGCGAAAGAGCUCAUGAAAGAAAUUAAUUCACACAUAGGAAAAAUUGACAAAAGUAUACAGGCCAAAACAUUUAAUGAAAGGCGAAAAGAAGCAACUGCGUUUGAGUUUAGUCAAUAUCAUCAGAUCAGUUUAAACAAUAGUAAAAAAAUUGCCGAAAUUGUUCAACAUGCUGUAAAUAAGAAGGGAGAAGCAGAAAGAAGUAAAGAAACAAAUGAAGUAAAAUCCAUAAAAAAUGAAGUUAACACUUACCUGCAACAAGUUAUAGAUGAAUAUAACUCUAUGCAAAGGGCAUUAGGGGAUAUUAAAAAUGUGAACGAUUUAUUAAUAUCAACCGAUGGUAAAGGAAUCUAUGAAAAAAUAUUGAAGAGCACUAACGAAGCUGCGAAUUUUGAGGAGCAAGCACAAGAAGAAUUGGACAAAAUGAGUGACAUAAUUAAUGAAAUAGAAAAAGAAAUGGUUCAGGCAACGGAACACAAAAAUAACAUUCAUAUAAACUUAGAGGAUAAACAAAUAGAUGAAGAAGUGUACAAAAUUAGACAAAUUCAAGAAGAAGUUACAAAUAAGAAAAUUGCAAUGUAUGAACAUUUAAAUAGGACAAAAGUGGGUAUAGAAAAUUGCUUGUCCCAAGUCCGUAAUGCAAAGAGAGGAAAAAUUAAAAUAGAUUUUCUCAAUAAUAACAAAAAAAAUAACAUUUUGAAAGACAUUAAUAUAAGGAAUGUAAAUAAAAAUGUUUCCAUAUGUAUGGUACACGCAAAAGAAGUUAAUAAAAUUGAAGAUGAAGCUAAAAAGGAACAUGACCUAUUCCUAGAACAUGAAGAAGAUAUUAACAGAUCCUUAAUUAUAGGAAUAGAAACAAAAUCGAAAAAAAGAAAAAACGAAGCUACCGAAAUUAUGGCCCAAAUUAAGGAGAAACAUUCUAUAAUUAAAACGGAACUUCAACAAUCUUCAGAAAAUCUUAAACUAUUGAAUGAAAAAUAUAACCUUAGCGAAGAAGAAAGUAUUUUUGCCAAUCCGACAUCCACGCAAGCAAAUGAGUCCAUACAGUAUAACAUAAGAAAGGUGAAACAAAAUUUGUUAUAUAUAGACAAUAUAGCAAAAGAAAUAGACACCAUCCUAACUAAUGCACAAGAUUCAAUUAGAUCAAUAUCGGAAAUUUCCAAAUUAGACGGAAAUAGUACACUACAAAUGGUGGAAAAAGAAGCAGAAGAUUAUGUAAAAUAUUUAGAAAAAAUAACCAAAGAGAAAGAACUAAUGCAAUAUAAACGCAAAGACCUCGAUCUCAUCAAGUCCGAUAUUGAAAAUAUAGAAACAGAAUUGAAAAAGCAUAGAAAACUUUUCGAAACUGGACUUUUGAAUAAGAUUAGCGAAAUAGCUAAAAUGAGAAAAUUGUACAUAGAUUCAGCGGAACAGCUCCUAAAUUCCUCCGUCAGUAAUUUUGCUACCCUCUUUAAUGGAUUCAAUUUAAAAAAAUACAAAAUUGAAACCAAUUUAGACGUUUAUAAAAGAAAAAUAAAUGAAUUCCGCACUGAGUUCCUUCAACCAUACGAAUCAAUUCAGAAUAAAGAAAAGAGCAUACUGGACCCUUCGAUAGAUUUUAGUGGAGCAAAAAAUCUACGAGAAGAAGCUCAAAAGGAGGAAAAAAAUAUAGAAAAUAUAGAAAAAAGGACAAAAAAAUAUCUGAGCGAUAUUAAAAAAAUGGAAUCCAUUACAUUCAUACGUAAUAUGAGACAAACAUUGGAUGAAUUAAACGAAACAUUCAAACAAAAAUACGCAGAAGUCGAGGGAGAUCACGCUGAAAUUAAAAAAAUCACAGAAGACAUUAAGAACUUAAAUGAUGAAAGUAGCUCGUCAACUAAAUUACAACAAGCAGAAGAUAAAAAUAGUCAAAUGAAAGCCAAAGCGAAUCAUUAUUCACUUAUGAAUGAGGCACACGCUAUAUUAGAACAAAUUGUCAAAUCAGCCAAUUUUGUAGGCAUUAAAAUAGUGACAGAGUUACAACCAUCAGAUUUAGUUUCUAAAGCGCGUUUGCAAGAAGCCCCAGGAUUGCAGUUUGAACCCCAAGACAAAGUAACACUAGAAAGCGGACAAUUUUUAGAAAAUACAAACGAAUUGGAUAUCCACGAAAAUGUGCAAGCCGCCUACAACGCCGUUCUUCAGAUAUACAAAUAUUCAGAUGAUAUAGACAGGAAGAAGGAAGAAUGCGAACAAUUAGUAAAAAACGGAAAAGAUAUAUGCCUUAAAAUUAAAUCAAUAAACGAAAUUAAAGUUAUGAUACAAAAGAGUAAGGACAAAGAAAGCGCCCUUUCAGCCAAAGUGAGUUACUCCUUUACCAAGCUAAGUGAGCUAUACAACAUUAAAUUCAAUGAUGAAAAUUCCGAUGCCAUUUUAGAAACGCCCAGUAAAGAAGAACUAAAGAAACUAAGGGAUGCAUUUAAUGAAGAGAAAGGCACCAUCGCAAACCUUGCAAAAUUGAAUAGCUAUAAAACAGAUUUCGAAAGUCACAUUCAUAACUUAAAUGACUUAGCCAAAAUAGUAGACAAUUUAAAAGCCAGCGAAACUCUUCCAAAAAAUAUAGAAGAAACAAAAACGUCCAUUAAUCUAAUUUCAACAAAAUUCGGAACCAUCGAAAAGGAAAUUGAAAGUAUUAAUUCCUCCUUUGAUCAGUUGCUCCAGAAAGGGAAGAAAUGCGAAAUGAUUAAGUAUAAAUUGGUAAGGGAUAACCUUAGCACUAAAAUAAAUGACAAUUCUGCAUUCAUUAAGGACAUCCAAAAAAAAGCCACUGAAUAUUUAACGUAUAUUCAAAAUAAUUACAUUUCCAUAUUUAAAGACAUUGAUAUGUUAAAUGAAAACCUUGAUGGAAAAUCCGUAAGUACGUAUGCCAAAACCAAGAUCGAAGAAGCAAAUGAUCUUUCCGCACAGCUAACCGCUGCAGUUAUUGAAUACAAAGGAAUAGCUAAUUCUAUUAGAAAAGAAUUUAUAGAUAUAAAUGAACACACCGAAAUAGGCGCUUUUGAAAAUAGUGUAAAAAUGUUAAAAGAUCAAUAUGACGAUUUAAUCAAUAAAAAAAACAGUAUAAUAGAAUUACAUAACAAAAUUAAUUUAACUAAACUGCGUGAAAUAAGAGCCACCUCUGAUAAAUACGUCGAUAUAGCUGUACUGCUCGGCGAAGUAGUACAGGAUCAAAGAAAAAAGUUACAAGAAGCAAAAAAUGAACUGGACACUCUUAAAGACCAUAUAGAAGUUAAAGAAAAGGAAUUAAUCAAACUUGACAGCUCGUCCACCCUAGUGUCCAUUAAAGAGUUCGACGAAAUAUAUGAUAACAUUAAAUAUAAUGUAGAACAAUUGCACAGAAUAGAAGUAACUAACAUUAAUGAACUGAAAAAAGGUAAAGCGUAUGAAGAAAACGUUUCACACUUAUUAAACAGAAGGGCAAUGUUACGGGAUGAUCUCCAAAAUUAUGAAGAAAAAGACAGACUGGAAAAUAAAAAUGUAGAAAUGUCAAAUGAAGAUAACAACCAAAUAAGACAAACCAGUGAAGUAAUAAAAAAAUUAGAAAAAGAAUUUCAAAACUUGCUAAAAAUUAUUCAACAGAAUAACAAUAUAUGUAGUAAUAAUAAUAUAAAACAUUCCAUUUCUGAUAUUCUAAAAAAUGUGGAAACCAUAAGAGAAAGGUUUGUCCAAAAUUACCCCGAGAGAGAGAAGUACCACCAAAUAGAAAUCAACUACAACGAUAUUAAAGGAAUUGUUAAUGAAGUCGCUACAAAUCCAGAAAUAAGCAUAUUUACUGAAAACAUAAAUACAUAUAUACAGCAACAAAUUAGAAGCGCUCACAAUUCGGAAGACGCCCAAACAAUAAAAGACAUAAUAGAAGAUGUUACAAAUAAUUAUAGAACAAUAAUAAGUAAAUUACCCCAAGUUAAUAACGCUUUAGAUAGAAUUCAAAUAAAGAAAAAUGAUAUGGAUACCUUGUUUGAAUCAUUGUCAAAAGAAAAUGUCAAUAAUUAUAAUUCCGCAAAAAAUUUUAUAGACGAUUCGGAUAAAACAAUUAAGCAUAUAGCAGACCAAGUUAGUAAAAUGUCAAACUUAAUAAAUUACGCCGAAAGGGAAAUAAAAGAAUUAGAAGAAAAAAUGUAUAGUAUAUUAAAUCGACCUGUUAUUGAUAACUCUGCUUCGGAACAAGACAACCUGUCAAGUGAUACACAAGGCAACGAUAUAGACGAAGCUCAAAAACAGAAAUCGGCUGAAGAACAAGACAACCCGUUAAGUGAUACACAAGGCAACGAUAUAGACGAAGCUCAAAAACAGAAAUCGGCUGAAGAAGAAGACAAACUGUUAAGUGAUACACAAAGGAAGCAUACGGACGAAGCUCAAGAACAGAAAUCAGCUGAAGAACCAAACAAACUGUUAAGUGAUACCCAAGGGAACGAUACAGACGAAUCUCAAAAACAGAACUCCGCUGAAGAAGAAGGCAAACCGUUAAGUAGUACCCAAGAGAACCAUACAGACGAAUCUCAAAAAGAGAAUUCGGCUGAAGAACCAAUCAAUCUGUUAAGUGAUACCCAAGGGAACAAUACAGACGAAACUCAAAAACAAAAAUCGCCUGAAGAACAAGACAAACCGUUAAGUAAUACCCAAGGGAACCAUACAGACGAAUCUCAAAAAGAUAAUUUGGCUGAAGAACAAGACAAACUGUUAAGUGAUACACAAGGGAAGCAUACUGAGGAAGCUCAAACACAGAAUUCGGCUGAAGAACAAGACAACCCGUUAAGUGAUACACAAGGCAACGAUAUAGACGAAGCUCAAAAACAGAAAUCGGCUGAAGAAGAAGACAAACUGUUAAGUGAUACACAAGGGAAGCAUACGGACGAAGAUCAAGAACAUAAAUCGGCUGAAGAACCAAUCCAACUGUUAAGUGAUACCCAAGGGAACGAUACAGACGAAUCUCAAAAACAGAACUCGGCUGAAGAACAAGGCAAACCGUUAAGUAGUACCCAAGGGAACCAUACAGACGAAGCUCAAAAAGAGAAUUCGGCUGAAGAAUCAAUCAAUCUGUUAAGUGAUAGCCAAGAGAGCGAUACUGACGAAGCUCAAGAACAGAAAUCGACUGAAGAAGAAGACAAACUAUUAAGUGAUAUCCAAUGGAACGAUGCAGACGAAGCUCAAGAACGGAAAUCGGACGAAGAACAAAUUCUGGAUUUAUCUAAACAACAGAUGCAUUCAAAUGAGGGCAACAAGAAUUAUAUGAAUACUACAGAUAGUACAAAUGGAGAGAAACAAACUGAAGAGGAAGAAUCGCAAAAUGAGGAUCAUUCCCAAGCAGGGGGGACACAUAGUCGAGUUCGCCUUGCAGGAGGAAUUAUUUUGGGAUUAUCUGUUUUCUCAGGUGCUGUUUAUAUCUCAUUCAGAAAUAAGGAUAAGGGUGAGGAAAAUAAAGAUCCUGAAUCCAUCGGGGAUCAAUUUGAAGAUAAUGACAUUUUUAAUGCGGACGAUAAGGAAGAAGUCAUAGAAGUUUGCUUCGAAAAUAGCGAUUAUCCUGAUUAG
Molecule: messenger RNA, 9351 nt
Organism: Plasmodium cynomolgi strain B
Lineage: Eukaryota; Apicomplexa; Aconoidasida; Haemosporida; Plasmodiidae
Product: reticulocyte binding protein 2b (PcyRBP2b) putative
Exons: 2
Coding region: 1-9351 (3116 amino acids)
Source: RefSeq, a predicted model, not a curated record